Mizuhopecten yessoensis (Yesso scallop) is the source of this 2183-nucleotide messenger RNA. RefSeq lists its product as uncharacterized. NCBI's taxonomy places the organism in Eukaryota, Metazoa, Mollusca, Bivalvia, Pectinida, Pectinidae. The record is from RefSeq and is a predicted model, not a curated record. The transcript is spliced from 12 exons. Bases 79 to 1677 code for a protein of 532 amino acids.
UGACAAAAUCGGAAUUCCCAAAUAACUAUUUCAAGAUGCAAUAUCCCACAAUACCCCGGUUACGUCAGACAGACGAAGAUGGCGGAACCAAAUAGAAACGAGAAAAAGUGUGGUACAACAGCUGCUAAAGUUGAACUUGGAAUACGGGCAUUAACUCAAGAAACCGAUCACUUAACGAAAAAUGUCACCGAACGACCUAGGAAAACAAAAUCAGGGAACCCUGGACCAAGUAAAACGGAAAUUAUUCCUAAAGAAAUCCAAGACAAUAUACAAAUGACGAAAUUCAACAAAGGUGUUAUUACGUACGCACUGCUUAAACUGAAAGAAAAGCUAGGAAAUAUUGGCAACAAACAUGUCAAUGUGGUUGAAAUAACCGGCGGGAAUGUCUCUAUUUCUAUGAUAUCCUACAGUGAUGCACUGCUUGAGGAACGAAACCAUGAUAGUUCCAAAAAGUAUUUCCUGUGUUGGAUACUAACAGGAGAAUCACAAACAUUGAAAGCCCAUUGCAAACUGUUGACCAACAUUGGUUGCAACGAACCAAACCACGUUUUCCUGUUGGAUUCGCACCGCAGCAAGAAUUAUGAACUGACUGAAGAUGUCCUGAAUGCUUUGGGGCAUCUACUUCAGCUAGAGUUAAAUAGCAUAGUCAAAGUGGAAGUAUUGAAUGUGCUACAGCAAACCUACGGUCAACCAUUGUGUUUCCCUUACACAUACGGAUGGGCAAUAGAAAUCCUUCUAGGACGGGUGUCAACCUUGGAGAAAAUCAGAUUUGUUGAGUCGAAGAUCAUCGAAGACCUACUUGGAAAUCUACGCAGCAAAUGCUGCCACAAACAAUUCACAAUUAAAAUGGAUUCAGAUCCUGAUUUCUCGCCAAAAGUCAUCAGGUUCCUGGUUUUUACAUGGAACGGACUGCAGCUGGCUGAUGAGAAGUUGCAGUCACUCCACACUUCCUCCAGUGUUACCCCGGUGACUGACCCGCCUUCUGAACCUGAAGUGCCAUUUGAUGAGCAACAACCUAAGUGGUUGGUGCCCUCUGCACCACCUCCUGAUCAUGAGGAAUAUUACAAACAACAACGUAAGUGGUUGGAGCCCUCUGCACCACCUCCUGAUCAUGAGGAAUAUAACAAAGACUCCUCAAAACUUCAAACUGGUGGAUCUAAAGAUAGGCUGUUUGAUGAGGUUGAAGUUGACGAUGAUCAAUUGUUUGGAGAAACAAAGGCAGCAAAAAACCCACAGGGAACCGGGCAUGAGAAGGCUUUAGGAGGCGUAUCAUCCAUGGGAGUUACAGACACUGUGAUGACCGAGCAACAAGAUCCACUCAGCAAAUCGGAAAGGGAUAGAGAUGAGGUGCCAAAUAUAUCUGAAAUAGAGGAGCUGCAAACACCACCCUCGUCUGCUUCAGUGACAAAUGCAGGUACAGUUGGAGAUGAGAAACUGAUCCCAAUCUCGUCAGCCAAACAAGCGUCCUCCAGGAAAACCAAGGUUGUCUUUCCAAAAAAUCAUGAUGAGAAUGAUGGCAGGAUUUGGCUUCCACUAGACCCAACUAAACGUGUCUUAGUGCCUAAAUCAAGUGAAACAAGUGCCUCGUCAUUGAAAUCUACAUUUGCUGUCAACAGGAAGGAGACGACCAGAGAAAAUGAAAAUAACAUUGCUCCAACACAAGCCAGGCCUAUGUAGGAGGACAUGAACAACACAAGCCAGGCCUAUAUGUAGGAGAACAUGAACAACACAAGCCAGGCCUUUAUGUAGGAGAACAGGAACAACACAAGCCAGGCCUAUGUAGGAGGACAUGAACAACACAAGCCUGGCCUAUGUAGGAGGACAUGAACAACACAAGCCAGGCCUAUAUUACACAUCACACGUGCAGCAAAACCCAGCUCACAAGAUAACAACAUGUUGACUUUAUGGGAGACAAGGACUUUAUGGGACCAGAUGACUUGACAGGUCAUAUGCAACGUGUAUAUGCAGAUGAAUUCAAUGUUUUAUUAGCUCGCUUAUUCUAAGAACAGAGAGUUAUAGCGUCCCCUGGCGUGAGCGUCAGCAUCAGCUUGAAAACUGUUAAAGUUUUAAUUACCUGCAAGUUAUUUAAAAGCUUGUCAUUCAUUAAACAUGUGAUAUUUAUAGUAAGUGACCUUGACCUUAGAUAUCAAAGGAUAAAACGCUAUCCAAAAGCUUAAGCAAAG